AUGGUCUCUACUACUCGCUUCUGCCUCCUGGCAGCGACUCUAUUCUUCAACGUCUCCUCCGCAUUCCCUCUUAUCGGCCGUGACAUCCAAUGGUCCUUCACUCUGUUCCCGUCAACCUCAUGCAACGGAACUGUUGGCGACCCUCACGUCGGAUCUGGCAGCACAGGUUGUCGCGCCGAUCUCCCCAGCGUUGCCUCCGCCUAUACCCUGAACUCCGUCGCCGAAGGCUGCCGCAUCGAAUUGUUCGAUAACACCAUGUGCGAGCAGAACGAAUUCUCCGACUUCGCUAGCCAAGCCAAUACCACUCAAACUUGCCGCAUAUCUGGAGCAAGGCGCCGCUACGGUUCAUACCAGGUUACAUGCGCCUAA
Penicillium griseofulvum is the source of this 369-nucleotide messenger RNA. RefSeq lists its product as uncharacterized. NCBI's taxonomy places the organism in Eukaryota, Fungi, Ascomycota, Eurotiomycetes, Eurotiales, Aspergillaceae. Bases 1 to 369 code for a protein of 122 amino acids. The transcript has a single exon. The record is from RefSeq and is a predicted model, not a curated record.